Molecule: messenger RNA, 1656 nt
Organism: Cutaneotrichosporon cavernicola
Lineage: Eukaryota; Fungi; Basidiomycota; Tremellomycetes; Trichosporonales; Trichosporonaceae
Exons: 3
Coding region: 1-1656 (551 amino acids)
Biological process (GO): amino acid transmembrane transport
Cellular component (GO): membrane
Molecular function (GO): amino acid transmembrane transporter activity
Source: RefSeq, a predicted model, not a curated record
AUGAAGGACGACAAGGACACGGUGGUCCACGCCGAAAAUGUCCACGCCGAGGCGGUGGAACAUGACGAGAAGAACAUGUACGACGCGACCGAGCACCUCGAAACCACGCACGAGGGUGACCACGGUAUCCGCCGCGACCUCCCCCCUCGCGUGGUGUCAAUGAUCGCCAUCGCCGGCACGAUCGGCACAGGCCUCUUCCUCUCCUCGGGCGCCGCGCUCACCACGGGCGGUCCGGUCGGCGCAUGGAUCGGAUACACGGCCAUGGGCAUGGCUGUGGGAUGCAUGAUGUAUUGUCUCGGCGAGAUGAUGUGUUUCGCCCCAAACGUCGGCGCAUACAUCGAAAUGAGCCGCGUGUACAUCGGCCCAGCAGAGGGAUUCGCGCACGCAGUAAACGUCAUGCUCCAAGUCACUGUUGGUAUGCCAUCGGAGAUUAGCGCCGUCGCAGUCCUCAUGACAUACUGGGACGAUAACAAGCAGCACAUGGCGGCGUAUAUUACUGCAGCCAUUCUGUUGCUUGUUGCAGCGAACAUGGUUGGGGUUAAGUGGUACGGCGAGAUCGAAUUCUUCUUCGCAUGGGUCAAGGUCCUGACCCUCCUCGGUCUCAUCAUCUUUGGCCUAAUCGCCAACCUAGGCGGCAUCCCCCCUAAACGCGAAUUCAUCGGCGGAAGAUACUGGCGCGACGAGCCGUUCAACGACGACUUCCUCUCCCUCAAGCCCGUCAGCCUCGCCCGCUUCCUCGGCUUCUGGGCAGUCCUUACCCGCGCCGCCUUCUCCUAUUCUGGCAUCGAGACCCUCGCCGCCCUCGCCGGCGAAGCGCACAACCCCCGCAAGACGAUGAAGACGGCGGUCCGCACGAUAUUCUACCGCAUUGUCGGCCUCUAUAUCCUAAGUAUCCUCAUCAUCGGGCUCAAUGUGAGCCGCCACGAUCCGGCCCUCUUGGACGCAAUGAAGACUGGCGGCGGGACAGCAGCCGCGUCACCAUUUGUGGUGAUUUGCCACAAUACCGGCGUAAAGGUACUUCCAGACUUGAUUAAUGGCAUCGUCCUCACUUCGGCCCUCUCGUGCGGAAACGAGGUCAUGUACGCCCAAGCUCGCUUCACCAUGGCUCUGGCGCGUAAUGGAUGGCUCCCAAAAUCCGUCUUUCUGUACACUACCCGCCAAGGUGUUCCGCUCUAUGGCGUGCUUUACGGCGCAGCAAGCUGCUGCCUGGCCUAUAUGGCCUGUUCGGCCGGAAGCAACAAGGUCUUCCUCUGGCUGUCGAAUUUGAACGCCCUCUGCGCCAUGGUCACCUGGACGCUCAUUUGCGUCGCAUAUACCCGAUUCUUCCACGCUAUGCGGGUACAGGGUGUCGAUCGGCGUAAACUCACCUUCCGGGGUUUUGGACAGCCAUACGUCGCGUACUUUUGUAUCGCUUGGUUCACAUCGAUUGUCCUCUUCAACGGAUUCACAAACUUCAUCCACGGGUUCAAGGCCAAGGAGUUUGUCGCGUCUUACAUCACCAUCCCGAUUGUUUUCCUUAUGUGGGCGGGAUACAAGGUCAUUAGGCGGACGAAAAUCAUUCCCCUCGACCGCGUCGAUCUUAGUGCUGGCCCAGCACCAGCACUCGCGGGCACGCAGUACGACAACGUCGUCGUGCCCACUGUUUCUGUGGUGUAA